Messenger RNA from Ziziphus jujuba (common jujube), 1799 nucleotides. RefSeq names its product protein ASPARTIC PROTEASE IN GUARD CELL 1. The transcript has a single exon. The record is from RefSeq and is a predicted model, not a curated record. Gene Ontology annotation, molecular function: aspartic-type endopeptidase activity. The coding region runs from base 114 to 1607 and encodes 497 amino acids. Gene Ontology annotation, biological process: proteolysis. NCBI's taxonomy places the organism in Eukaryota, Viridiplantae, Streptophyta, Magnoliopsida, Rosales, Rhamnaceae.
UUAUUUUUUAUUUUUUUAAAAAUUUUUUUCUCUCUUUUCCGAAUAAAGCCAAUCCCCCACUUCCACUUCUUUCUUCAUCACUCUCUCUCACUUUUCCUCUCUCUGCAACAGAGAUGGCCGCCAACCCAUUCCUCUUCUUUUUCAUUCUCUCUGUUUUCACAUUCUCUGUUUUCUCCUCUGUUUUCUCUCGCUCCUUAUCAAACCCUUCUGAUCAUCCUCUCCACACCACUGCGGUCUUGGACGUCUCUGCUUCUCUCAAGCUAGCCCAUGAGGUCCUCUCCUUUGACCCCCAGACUCUCAAACCCUUUGACGAUGCAGAGCAAAGCAUACCCACCAAUUUUUCCUCUUCGGCUUCGUUCUCUGUGCUUUUAUUCCCGCGUGAUUCUCUCCACAAUUCCAAACACGAUGACUACAGGAGCUUGUUCCUCUCUCGAAUUGAGCGCGACGCGGCCCGAGUCGAAUCCAUCAACACCAAGCUCCAGUUCUUGCUCAACAAUGUGAGCAAAUCGGACCUCGAACCCGUUGUGACGGAGAUCCGACCCGAGGAUUUGUCGACUCCGGUGGUUUCUGGUACCAGCCAGGGUAGCGGGGAGUACUUUUCCCGUAUCGGCGUCGGACGUCCGGCGAAGAGCUUCUACAUGGUGCUCGAUACAGGCAGCGACAUCAAUUGGCUUCAGUGCGAGCCUUGUUCGGAUUGUUACCAGCAAUCCGACCCGAUUUUCAACCCAACGUCAUCUUCUUCGUACCAACCGCUCACCUGUGAAUCUCAGCAAUGCAACGCGCUGCAAGUUUCGGCUUGCCGUAACGGGAGGUGUUUGUAUCAGGUUUCGUACGGCGAUGGCUCUUAUACCGUCGGGGAUUUCGCCACCGAAACGGUGUCGUUUGGGAACUCUGGGUCUGUGAAUAACGUUGCUUUGGGUUGUGGUCAUGAUAACGAGGGCUUGUUCGUCGGCUCAGCUGGAUUGCUGGGUCUCGGUGGUGGACACCUGUCGCUUCCUUCUCAGAUCAAAGCGGCGACGUUUUCCUACUGCUUAGUGGAUCGCGAUUCGGGCGGGUCAUCUACCCUCGAGUUCAACUCCGCCCGACCCAGCGAUUCCGUUACCGCUCCGUUGCUCCGUAACGGAAACCGCGAUACUUUCUACUACGUCGGGCUCACCGGAAUCGGUGUCGGUGGUCAGCUUCUCUCUAUUCCACCGUCGUUAUUCGAGGUCGACGAGUCCGGCAACGGCGGCAUCAUCGUCGACUCUGGGACCGCCAUAACUCGGCUGCAGACUCAGGCCUACGAAUCGCUACGCGACGCGUUCAAGAGUAAAGCUCCGCAGCUGCCGGCGACUUCCGGCGUGGCUCUGUUCGACACGUGCUACGAUCUGUCUUCACGUACCAGCGUGAAAGUUCCAACGGUGUCGUUUCACUUCACCGGCGGGAAGUCCUUGAAUUUGCCCGCCAAGAACUAUCUUAUCCCCGUGGAUAACUCCGGGACGUUCUGUUUCGCUUUCGCUCCAACGACGUCGUCUUUGUCGAUCAUAGGGAACGUUCAGCAACAAGGGACACGUGUCAGCUUCGAUUUGGCGAACUCGCUCGUUGGUUUCUCACCCAAUAAAUGUUAAAAAAGUUAUUCGCCCCUUCGAAAGUACUGUUGAGCAGUAGGCUCAUUGAUAGGUUGGUUAUGGGGGAAAUGAUCCAUAUUUACCUAUUUAUCCCUGAUAAACAAGUUGUUUGAAGAAUUAGGAAGGAUAACAUUGGGAUUUCGUUUUUAUUUAUUUUAUAAAGUGUGGUUUUUAGGGGGAAAAAAAAAAUUG